AUGUCCGACAAGUUGCCAGCUGCAUCGCUAAGUCAAAUCUCAUCUUCCAUAAUCUCUACUCUAGGUUCCAAUAACUGUGGCGUAGAGAACAGUGAUACCUGUGCCUCCGGCAAAACCUGGAACGACAAGGAAUUUUUUGCGAAGAUCGCGCAGUUCCGCGAAGAAGCGUUGGAAAUCCACUUCAACAAGUUUCCGUUCUGGGAGACCCUCCGUUCGAAUUAUCUCCCGCUUUUCCAACAAGACGUACACGUAUGGUACGGUGACGCACCGUACUACGUCCGCAUCGUCGACGUCCCGAACGCGCUCUCCGGAGACAUACUCCGUUACAAGGCCGACCUGCCGCGGUACAACUGCCAUCUCGAGAUCAUCGGUAACAGCGUUCGAGAGAUCGAACUCAAGAGAUAUCCUGCGGAGGAGUUCGAGGAGAAUUUGAAUGUUCUCGAGGACGACGCGAAGGAGCUCUUCGCGACCCUCCCGCUUGUCACCUUCGACGAGGACAAGCAUUUCGCCAAGCCGGCGAGGACGCGGCGCGAGAUCGAGGUUCUACAAAUGUGCAAGGGUUCACCACACUUUGUACAGCUUCUAGGACGGCUGGAAGACGACCGACUCGUAUUUCCCAAACACCCUUACGACCUCGUCUUUGCAGCAGUCAGUAAUAAAUCUAUCGAUGCGAUACGCAAGUGGAUGCUCGACAUCAUCGAUGGUAUCGCAUUCCUCCACGCGAGGGGCGUGACAUACCGCGACUUCGCGCCGCGCAACUUCCUGUACGGGGAUCCCGUGAUCACCUGCGACCUCGAGUGCCAGCUCGCAUCGUGCAGGGCGCCGGAAUUGUUUGCUUGGGACGAUCCUCCGGAUAAUGCGUUCACUCCGGCGACAGAUAUUUACGGGUUGGGCAUCCUCCUCCAGUUGUUGUGCUACGCGAAUAAUCCUCGCAGCCCGUAUUUCCAUUGGCCUGUGCUACCGCCUUUUGACAAGAUCUUCGAGGCUUGCACGCAGACGAGGCCUGAGGACCGGCCUUCGUUGUUGCAGCUUAAGGCUUGGUUGCAGGAGCUUUAG
Molecule: messenger RNA, 1056 nt
Organism: Sparassis crispa
Lineage: Eukaryota; Fungi; Basidiomycota; Agaricomycetes; Polyporales; Sparassidaceae
Exons: 2
Coding region: 1-1056 (351 amino acids)
Biological process (GO): intracellular signal transduction; protein autophosphorylation; peptidyl-serine phosphorylation
Cellular component (GO): cytoplasm; nucleus
Molecular function (GO): calcium/calmodulin-dependent protein kinase activity; calcium-dependent protein serine/threonine kinase activity; ATP binding
Source: RefSeq, a predicted model, not a curated record